UUGUUUCGUUGCUAUGGUAACGAGGUCGAAGUUCUGCGGUCCCCUAUCUGGACGCGCGAGGAACACCCAGGCAAAUAGCGGACACGUGUUUGAGUAGCUCACAUGACACAGAAGCCUGGCCGUGUGAGCUUAUUGGAGAGGACACGGCACGGGAGACUGGCCGUGACGGGCGGCCGAACCGCGGAGACUUUCCGACUGUCUUACCGCGGACGUCCGCCGGGAUUAAAACGGCACGAGUCGCCAACAAGCGGGACGGAUAGCCGGACAAGCAGACCGGACCACAGGCACGCGGAGCCGGCUGUUCGUCUGUAUUGUCCGCCGCUCUACGGGCUCCUAGGAACUGGGUCAUGUUGGCCGGCUCGACCCACCGUCAGCGAAACACUCCAACUUUAGCGCCUUAUCUCAAGUACUUUGGAGUGUCCGUGUAGCUUGUGGGGACCGCGAAUUCCUUCAGGGAUGCCCGCAGUAAUGCAGACUCUGCGGCCCCGGGGCCAGAGGAUGGUCUUCCCUACCCACAGAGUUCUUCUGUUCCUGCUAGGAUUUCUCAUGGUCAUGUCCACGAUUUCUGCACAACACAGGAGAAGGCCGGACAGCCAGGCUAGGAAAGAGGUCAGACCCCGUGAAGAGCAUAGACCAACGCACAGCCAAGAGUCCCAUCCGCACACGGGCCGUCCUCAGCAUAGAAGGGUUAAACCUAACCGAGCCUUCCUCCGUGUGGAGCCAGAGUCCCAGAGACACAGACUGCUCAAUCGGAAAGCCUUCUAUCCAGACGACGACCGCUUUCCCGCCCCAGAGAGCCAUCGGAAGGCCGUAGACGGGCCGACGAGGAAGGUGACGGGAGAUGGCCGGGGAGAACCGCUGGAAGUGGGCGGGGACGAGUACCGCUGUCCGCCGCCGCUGACAGUGAACAAGCUCCGGAGGCGGGUGUGUCAGCAGACCAAGUGCGUGUCUGACUCGACGUGCGGCGCGGAGAGAAGAUGCUGUUUUAACGGCUGUGUGUUCACCUGUUUGGACGCCGUGCCGCCUCCAGCAGUGUUGGACUGGCUCGAACAGCCGAGUCCGCAGAGGAGCGCAGGUUAUGCCUGGUUGGUGGCAGAGCCGGAAGAAGUUAUGGGAGUUGAGACCUGUAGCACGACUACGGCUUCUCCAAACGACCUGCCACUCGAGUGUCCUCACGGGUACGUCUGCCAUAUCACCAACCAGGGGGACCCCAACAGUGACAUCCCUAAUGCAGGCAUCUGUAUCAAGGGACAAGGAGAGGAGGAAGGAAGCGAUUCUGAAAACGAUGACGAAAGUCCUCGCCAGUUCCGCCUUAGGUCAGGUCCAACUGACGACGGGAAAGGUUGCAUGGUGGAAGGACAGACUUACCGAAACAAACAGCUCUUCAGUUUCAACACACACAUUUGCAAGUGCAGAAAUGGAGGAGUUACCUGCGUGGUGGCAGACAAUGUAGAAACCUUUGAAGGUUGGUUGGAUGCAGCAGAGCUAGACUACAGUGUGGGAGAGGAGCCCAGCCUAGGUGCAGAGACAGUUUGACUUACACAGCAAAAUAAUUCAACAUAAAUAAAUUAACCUUACCAGUUCCACGGGCAGCUUCUGAUCCCAUGUUCUUCAAGUAUUUAUCCCCACACCUGAGGUUUAAAU
Branchiostoma floridae (Florida lancelet) is the source of this 1644-nucleotide messenger RNA. RefSeq lists its product as uncharacterized. Gene Ontology annotation, molecular function: peptidase inhibitor activity. The coding region runs from base 457 to 1536 and encodes 359 amino acids. NCBI's taxonomy places the organism in Eukaryota, Metazoa, Chordata, Leptocardii, Amphioxiformes, Branchiostomatidae. Gene Ontology annotation, biological process: regulation of cell growth. The transcript has 10 exons. The record is from RefSeq and is a predicted model, not a curated record. Gene Ontology annotation, cellular component: extracellular region.